Messenger RNA from Sycon ciliatum, 1648 nucleotides. RefSeq lists its product as uncharacterized. Lineage: Eukaryota; Metazoa; Porifera; Calcarea; Leucosolenida; Sycettidae. The coding region runs from base 225 to 998 and encodes 257 amino acids. The record is from RefSeq and is a predicted model, not a curated record. The transcript is spliced from 7 exons.
GCGCAGUACAAUAAUAGUCGUUGUGCUUUGUUCAACUCAAGUCUUCCUGGAUUUACUGUGGUUUGGGUCUGUUGGUUCGUGGGUGUCCGCUUGCCCAAGCAGACCAUAACCCUGCUGGAAAAGCGGAAUAGUCUAGAUACUCCACAGGGCUGCGCUAGCUCGCUGUUGGACUGUCACGCAAACACAUCACGGGAAGACUGUCGGUGCUGUGAAGGUCAUUGAAGAUGUCGUGGGAGAGUCCAGUUUUCAUCAGACUUCUCCCUGAAAUGAUCCGUACUUUCACAGCGGAAACAUUACGAACUGAGUGCGAGAGUAGACAACUGAUUACAAACAACCAAAAGAUUAAGUUUGAAGCUUACACAGGUUCGGCUAAGCAAAACGAGGCCUUGUUGGAUGCGGUACGAACAGGAGACGAUGAGUCGUUCCAUGACUUCCUGGAGUGUAUUCGCAACGCGCAUGUCAUGGCCAGUGUAAGGAAGAUCCUGGAGAAGCUGGACCCCAUCGACAAGUACAGAAAACCAGCAGAAUCUGCCACUCCCGUGUCCAAAACAACAGAUCCUGGCAAACAAGAUCAGGCAACAGGUUCAUUCCCCGCUGGUGCUGGUGUUGCUGCUGGUGCUGCUGCAGCAGCUUCAGACAACUGGCCACAAGGACAGAAACUCCUGUCCGAAGUGCACGACUGGGAGGAAUUCAGCAGGAGCUUGGAAGGGUGUGUUAGCCGCGUGAACCGUGAGGGCUUUGCCAAAGCCGUUGCGGUACUGAUUGAUCCGGACAACGCCAACGGUUUCAAAGAUACCAUCCAGGACUUUAUUGCACGCAAUGGCCAUGGCAGUACAGACUUACAGAACAAUCUGUAUGGUGUUAUAAGAUGGGCGGUGGACAAAAGGACAAUACACGAAGUCACACUGGCCGAGUUGGAGAAGAUAGCGCUCCGCCUCAAUCCCGAUAAGAAGAAAUCGAUACACAAGACAUUCCGCAGGAACUCUGGUUUGGUGUGAACGACUUCUAACCAUGGGCCAACCUCGUUACCUCCAUGCAGACCGGCAUUAACUCCACCAUAGCAUGGAUGGAAGCUUGAAAGCUGAGGCCCAACAUCGCGAAGACCGAAGCAAUGUUCAUCAGGCCCUUGCGCUGCUUCUAAAAAUCCUGUUUCGCAAAAAUCUAACAUUCUCCUCCCAACGUCUCUACAGUUUAGCUUCAGUAUCUCCCCUCUUAGAGCGACACCAGCAACAUCUUUGCAUCCUUGUACACAUGAUCUUAUUAGACCUGGCUCCAAAACACUUUGCUAAGUAUAACUGGUUUGUGCCCACCAGAUCAACACGUCAUUCCUUCUCAUUACCCCGUGCCAAUACCUCCCUGUUUCUGAAAUCUCCUAUCUUCUCUGCGUACACUCUCUGGUCUUCCCUGCCAACUAGCCUUAAACUUAAAGCAUGCACAGACAUUAAGGAGUUCAAGCUUCAGCUUCUUCGUCCUAAAUAAUCUCACCAUUUUCGUCAGCCCUCCCCUUGCAGUACUCUCUUUGUUUCUCUGCUUAUUAUUCAGUUCGCCGUGGGUGGCUACCACCCGACUUCUCAUAUAUGUUGGACUCAGUAGAGCGUCCAGCCCCUAUAUGAUGUCCAACCCCUAUAUAGAGUCCAUCGGUCCAUAA